UGACCACACUCAGGCUGCCACACAGCCCCAUCAUGCUCCUGUGAUAACACUUAACUCCACCUACUCAUGCACACACACACACACACACACACACACACACACAGAGCAGGAAGUCAGUGGAGCAGAGUACAUGCACCUCAGGACUGCGUGCAGGUGUCAUUCCCACUGUUCCCAGGCAGACAACUGCCUUCUCACACUUCUGACUCCCUCCCACUCCCCUGCCCACCCACAAACACAUGUAUCUCUUCCUCUCAACCUUUCCUCUGUACACAGCUCUGUGUCUGUGCUGCCACCAGGGACAGGUUGCUGGAAGGAGGUGGCCUUUUUCAAUGGAUUUCCACUGGUUCCUUGUGGCCAUCCUGGCUCCUCUGGGUGGGGCUGUUCAGCAAUCACCAGAUACAGUCAUCCAAGUGGGAGACCCUGUGAUUCUGAACUGCUCCGGAACGUUGAGUGGAGUCAGUUACCUGUACUGGUACAAGUUGCCCACAGGGAAGGAUGCCUCUCUGCAGUUGGUUGUGUACUCAGUGGAAGGUGGCAAGGCAGAUAUUGAGAAGGAAUUCUUAAAUCACAUCCAGAGUAAUGGGACUAAGAACAAACGUUUAUCUAUGAAGAUAGAUCAUGCCCUACUCAAUGACUCAGGCACAUAUUUCUGUGCUGAACAAGAUUCGAAUUACGGUAAUAUGAUUUUUGGCGAUGGCACGAAACUUACAGUAAUAGAGAAGAAUAAGGAAAUCAUACCUCCAUCUGUGGCAAUCUUUUCCCCAUCAAAGCAGGAAAUCCAACAGAAGAACAAGGCCACACUGGUGUGCCUGGCCUCUGGUUUCUACCCUGACCACCUGACUCUGGUCUGGAUGGUAAAUGAUGUUAAAAGGACAAAAGGAGUGGGGACAGACGAAUUCUCCACACAGAAUGGGAGUACCUACUCGCUGACCAGCCGACUGAGGAUCCCAGCCUGGGAAUGGUUCAACCCUUUCAAUCAUUUUGAGUGUGUUGCCAAUUUUUUUCAGAAUGGAAAAGAGGAAUCCAUACACAAAGUUAUCUCUGGUGAUGCUGGUUGUGCAGUUACAGAAGACUCGUACUUGCGGUAUGGAAAUUCUGUGAAGCUCACUUACCUCAUUCUCUGUGGCAAAGCCUUGAUCUAUGCAGUUUUGGUGAGCAGUCUGUUGUGGAGAACCAAGGUAGGUGGCAAGUUGUAUAAAGAAUGAAUGAAGACCCCUCUUCAUCACGUCAGCAGAAACACAAGUUAUACCCUCUACCUUUCCAUAGCAAAGGAUCUAUGCUUCUAAGAACUUCUAAAUAUUUUUUGAUGAUUCUUUGUCCCAGUCUUGUUCUCCACUUUGUUGUACUCACUGCUGGAUUUUUCCUGUGCUUCCAUAUCAUAUAUUAUCAUAUUGUAUUGUCUCAUAUGUUUAAAACUAGCACCUUCUUAAUGCUCAGAGGCUGAGAACUCAGAUCCUUGAUUUAGGAAUAAAUUUUUAUCUUCUUUUCCAUUGAAAAAACAUGAGUUGUUGUUUUUUAAUUUGAUCUUUUGUAGUAAUAAUGUCCUACCACACAACUUUCAGUGAUGAGUGGUGUCAUAAGGAACUCAUAUUAAAGCUCAUUCACUGACAAUCUUUAUAGGAAUAAUUUAUCUGUUAUGGGAACAGAAGACGACUCAUCCAGUACUUAGACUGUGUGCCAACAACUGGAGCAAGGCUGCAGGCUUUAGAGGCUUGCACACUCCAGUGGUUAAUUUCUAGCCAAAACAGAUGCAUAAGGAAACAGAACUUUAGCCAGAAGAAAAGUGACACCCUCUCAGGAGAGGCAUGGUAGCUGCUUUCUCUCUUGCCGUGUUCUUACUUGAGAUUAGCUUGGUGAUGGCACCACACUCAUUGUGUUAGUGAAGAAAAAUUUUGUGAAUAGAUUAAAGGUUGCCUGACAGUUAAUGUGUUUGUUUCAAAAGGAUCUGAUGACAGGUUUGAGAAGAAGGUGACAUAUCUUUUUUAAUGUCAUUAAGGGAAAAAAAGUUAUAUCUAAGUGGUAGAGGAUAGAUGGGUAUAAUCCUAUAAAAUGGAGUUAUUUUUCCUGCUCUGUACUUGUAACUCCUUUAAUCUCCUCUAACCACUUCAAAACAAGAGAAAAUACUAUAUUGAAAAAUGAUUACAGAAAUUAUUUAUGUAGUCUUAUGGCUAUUUCAAACAAAAUGGAGAACUGUUUCCUGAAAAUACUUUUUUCAAAAAUGUGUUUAUGGGUCUCACAUUCACAAGAUGUGGACAACCUGGUCUAGUGGAAGGUGUCCCUGUCCAUGGCAGGGGGUUUGGAACUAGGUGAUCUUUAAGGUCCCUUCCAAACCAAACAAUUCCGUGAUUUUAUGAUUCUAUGAAACACUUUUUGUUAUCCUCAACCAAACAAUUUAAUUGUGCCUCAAUAAUUCACAAAAAGUCUUAGCAUUUGCUUCACUAUUAAGAAGGAAAUUUGAGUUGAUUUCUCCAUUACACAAACUAAGCACAGAGAAAUAAUCUUGGCCAUUUGGACACCUAUCGGUAAGCUUUUACAAAUUUAGGCAGUAAUUUUUAUCUGUGCUUACACAGAACCACUGCAAUUUGGAGGAGAAACCAAGCUGACUAUUACGAUUAAUAAAAUGUUAUUUACCAAGUAUGUUUGAAAUAAAACAAAGGAAGCCCAGAAACAAUUUUCCUUUCAGUUAUUUCUUUUUAUAGUUAUAUUUUCUAUUUUGGUCAAGUCAUGUUUAA
Molecule: messenger RNA, 2732 nt
Organism: Pseudopipra pipra
Lineage: Eukaryota; Metazoa; Chordata; Aves; Passeriformes; Pipridae
Product: M1-specific T cell receptor beta chain-like
Exons: 7
Coding region: 237-1205 (322 amino acids)
Source: RefSeq, a predicted model, not a curated record